Messenger RNA from Carassius carassius (crucian carp), 722 nucleotides. RefSeq lists its product as uncharacterized. The transcript has 5 exons. The record is from RefSeq and is a predicted model, not a curated record. Lineage: Eukaryota; Metazoa; Chordata; Actinopteri; Cypriniformes; Cyprinidae. Bases 228 to 722 code for a protein of 164 amino acids. Gene Ontology annotation, cellular component: centrosome.
AGGCCGCAGCUGAGCUUCCAUAGUGAUGGUGUUCGGCUUGGAUAAGGUUUCAGUCUGUGGUUUCAUGUGGCUGUUUGUAGAAUCAAUACUAUGAACACUGUAGGGAUCCAAGCCUAUGGUAGCAGACGCGAUUUGCAUGGUGGUGCCCACCUGCCCAGGAUUCGCACUCCUUUGAUCCAGCAGAACUGGGCUCAAACCCUUCAGCUUCAACUACAGCACUGGAAAGCAUGAAAGAAGAUAACUGCUCUUCUCCACUCCGACUCCCUCCGAUUUUGAGGCAACCAUUAAGCAUCACUGGACUCUAUAUUCCAAGGGACAACAGGGUGUACCCAAAGAGCAACCAUGAAGAGCUAAGCCAGCAGGCUUAUGGAAAAACUACUUUAAGUUCCCAGAACGAUUAUAUCCCUGCAGUCAUUAAGGGACAUCGACACUUUGGCUUUGGAGGAUCAGUGUUGCCUGAGUCUGUAAUCGUUCAGCAAUAUUAUGACCUCACCCAAACCAAGAGAUGUAAUAUCCGACUGAAUGACCAGCUGGUCCCCAAACCAACAGACAUCGACAUGAGUAAGAAGACGAUUAAAGUCGAUAUUCCAAGAGAACAUCCCUACAGCUCCCACAUCUCCCGGUAUCCCGCUAUAUUUCCAUCAUACCGAUCCCCAGUACAGCCCUCCAGUGCUUCUGCUCCUGUUCUCGUGUGGAGGCAUCAUCAAAGAACAAAAAUAUAA